CAACAAAACAACGUGUAGUCGCUUCGCGUUAAAAGUUACAAUAAAAUUUGAGUUAGUUUAUCUAUACAUACAAUUUUACAAUAUGAAGCGACUAUCCGAAGAGAAAACCAAAGUUUUGUUUGAAAAGCUAUCCAAAUACAUUGGUCCCAAUGUGAAGCUACUAAUCGACCGACCGGAUGGAACGUAUUGUUUUAGAGAAAUGAAUUCCCGUGUUUAUUAUAUGUCGGAGAAAAUACUGAAGCUUGCUGAAGGGCUUAAGAAAAAUGAACUUGUUUCCGUUGGUACAUGUUUCGGAAAAUUCACGAAGGGAAACAAAUUUAUCCUUCACAUAACCGCCUUGAAUUUCUUGGCUCCUUAUGCUCAGUAUAAAAUUUGGGUCAAACCGUCAACAGAACAGCAAUUCCUUUACGGCAACCACAUAACCAAGACCGGUUUGGGCAGGAUUACAGAGAAUACACCAAUGUACCAAGGCGCGAUUGUUAUGUCGAUGAACGAUACACCGUUGGGAUUCGGCGUGGCGGCCAAAUCGACGGCAGACUGUAAGCUGGCUGAUCCAUUGGUGACGGUAUGUUUCCAUCAGGCUGAUAUUGGAGAGUACAUUCGAUCCGAGGAUACACUAAUUUAGGUGAAGAUGAAUAAA
This is a messenger RNA of Ochlerotatus camptorhynchus, 640 nucleotides long. Its product is annotated as 60S ribosome subunit biogenesis protein NIP7 homolog. Gene Ontology annotation, biological process: ribosomal large subunit biogenesis; ribosome assembly. Gene Ontology annotation, molecular function: RNA binding. NCBI's taxonomy places the organism in Eukaryota, Metazoa, Arthropoda, Insecta, Diptera, Culicidae. The transcript is spliced from 2 exons. The record is from RefSeq and is a predicted model, not a curated record. Gene Ontology annotation, cellular component: nucleus; nucleolus; preribosome, large subunit precursor. Bases 83 to 625 code for a protein of 180 amino acids.